AUUAUUUUUCCCGCUCUAACGCACUCUCACAUUCACAGAAACCAAAAAUGUCGCUCGGACUAAUCGGACGCCGUGCCCUCGGAGGACUCUCACAAUCCGCUCGCCAGUACGCAACAGCAGCCGCUGCCACUGCGCCCGCUGUGAAAUGGUCCUCAGAGUCGACCGACCUGAUCAACCGCCUGCGCGACCAGCAGAAGUACUACGCGACCGUGCUGAUCAAGGGCCGCCCGUUCACGGUUACUCAGAACGACGUUAUCAUCAUGGAUCGCAUCAAGGAGCUUGAGCUUGGCGAUGCCCUGGCCCUGAACCAGGUCACAGAGAUUGGCUCCCGCGACUACACGAUCAAGGGCCAACCGCUGGUGGACCCGAGUCUGUUCAAGAUCCAGGCCACUGUGAUCGAGCACCCCGACGGCAAGCUGUUCAAGGUUGUUAAGAAGAAGCAGCGCACUGCGCACCAGCGGACAACCCACCACCGCAACCACCACACAAUGCUGCGUAUCUCUAUGCUUGACGUUAACAAGAUCUAAAAAUAUAUACACAUAGCAGAAUUCAAA
Linderina pennispora is the source of this 554-nucleotide messenger RNA. RefSeq lists its product as uncharacterized. Bases 48 to 527 code for a protein of 159 amino acids. The record is from RefSeq and is a predicted model, not a curated record. The transcript has a single exon. Lineage: Eukaryota; Fungi; Kickxellomycota; Kickxellomycetes; Kickxellales; Kickxellaceae. Gene Ontology annotation, cellular component: mitochondrial large ribosomal subunit; ribosome. Gene Ontology annotation, molecular function: structural constituent of ribosome.